Messenger RNA from Rubroshorea leprosula, 1575 nucleotides. NCBI's taxonomy places the organism in Eukaryota, Viridiplantae, Streptophyta, Magnoliopsida, Malvales, Dipterocarpaceae. The record is from the annotation of a GenBank genome assembly.
AGAUUGAGCUUCCAAAGCCAUAAACAUGGAAGCCGUUGUGCGGCCACUCUUCAGCUCAGCGAGUCUAUUACUACCCAGACCAUCUCCUUUCUGUAAUUACAUUAUCUGUAAUAAAUCCCCAUUUUUUCUCUCCCAAACUCCUACCUUCUCUACAACUCUCUCUGUCCCUUCUCAGUUCCAUUCUUCUGUUAUAUUUGCUGUACGGGAGAGUCAAUUGAGUGAGGGGGCAGGAGCUGAUGCAAGAGAAUGGGUAAUGCAAGAUUUUUAUACAUUAAGGAAGGAUGUAGAAACUGCCACAGAACGUGUUGAAGAGAUAAGAGCUGCUGCAUGUUUGCAGCAAUUAGAAAAAGAAGUUGCAGCUUUGGAACUGAAGGCAGCUGAUAACUCUUUUUGGGAUGAUCGUGUCCAAGCUCAAGAAAUCCUUCAAGCGCUGACUGAUGUCAAAGAUAAGAUAAACUUGCUUAACGAGUUCAAAACCAAGGUUGAAGAUGCAGAAACUAUAGUUAAGCUAACAGAGGAAAUGGAUUCCAUAGAUGCUGGGCUUCUUGAAGAGGCUGCAGGUAUUAUUAAAGAAUUAAACAAAGCAUUGGAUCGAUUUGAGUUGACUCAACUUCUUUCCGGCCCCUAUGACAAGGAAGGUGCAGUUAUCAAUAUUACAGCUGGUGCUGGAGGCACUGAUGCACAGGAUUGGGCGGACAUGCUUCUUAGAAUGUAUGUGAGAUGGGGAGAGAAACAGCGAUACAAAACCAGAGUGGUUGAAAAGUCCCCAGGAGAAGAAGCUGGGAUUAAGUCAGCCACAAUUGAAGUUGAAGGCCGUUAUGCUUAUGGUUAUCUCUCUGGGGAGAAAGGAACACAUCGAAUUGUGCGGCAAUCUCCCUUCAAUGCCAAGGGUCUGCGCCAGACAAGCUUUUCUGGUGUUGAAGUCAUGCCUCUUCUCCCUGAAGAGUCCGUUGGUGUUGAAAUACCAGAGGAAGAACUUGAAAUUAGUUUUUCAAGGGCAGGUGGGAAAGGAGGUCAGAAUGUGAACAAGGUUGAAACUGCUGUCCGGAUUACUCAUAUUCCAACUGGUGUCUCUGUUCGCUGCACAGAAGAGAGAUCCCAACUUGCAAACAAGAUUAAGGCUCUUAGCCGGUUAAAAGCCAAGCUAUUAGUCAUAGCUGAGGAGCAACGUGCAUCUGAAAUCAAGCUAAUAAGGGGAGAUGCAGUGAAGGCUGAGUGGGGGCAGCAGAUACGGAAUUAUGUAUUCCAUCCAUACAAACUUGUCAAGGAUAUAAGGACGGGAGUUGAAACAUCAGAUAUUUCAUCUGUUAUGGAUGGUGAACUAGAUACUUUCAUCAAAGCUUAUCUCAAGUUCAAAUACAGUAAGGCAAUUUCUGAAUCCGGGACCAAUUAACAUUAUACUCAUUAUUGAUUUUCUCUUUCAUGGACUAUAUGUAUAUAUAAGGGCUCCGAUUCUUCUGAUGGAAUGCAGAGCUAAGAAUGUACAUUAUCUUGACACAAGACAUUUCCCUUGCUUUUAUACUACUGAUUAGAAGUUGUAAGGUCAGAUACUCCAUCCAUACAGAAUUUCAGUGU